Messenger RNA from Callithrix jacchus (white-tufted-ear marmoset), 8091 nucleotides. It is a transcript of the gene GAS7, whose product is annotated as growth arrest specific 7. NCBI's taxonomy places the organism in Eukaryota, Metazoa, Chordata, Mammalia, Primates, Cebidae. Gene Ontology annotation, cellular component: clathrin-coated vesicle; cytoplasm; plasma membrane. Gene Ontology annotation, biological process: neuron projection morphogenesis; clathrin-dependent endocytosis; clathrin coat assembly. Gene Ontology annotation, molecular function: protein binding. The record is from RefSeq and is a predicted model, not a curated record.
GCUGCGCAUUUCCGCGCACCGUCGGCCCUCGCGGCGGUAGCCCGCGUUCCGCGUUCCCGGGAAGUUGUCUCUGGAGCCCGCGGUGCCUGGGUCUCCUCCCUCUGAGCCCCGCCCCCCGGCCCAGAGCUGGGAUCUGCGAGCUGCCCGGCCCGGGGGCGUCGCCGCUCUCUCAGCGAAGCCUGUGAGUCUCCGCUUCCCUGCGCGGAGCGCGCGUCCCCUGCCUGCCCGGGGACCCCCUGCGCACCCCAGAGACGGCGCGCGCCCAGAGCUCGGGAGCCCGGAGCGCCGGGCGCCUGGGACCCCGCGGAGCCGCUGCCCAGCCCGUGGGGCUCGGCGGGGAUGCAGGCUGCGCUGUGAACCCGGGCGCCAAGGCCAUGUCAGGCUCUCGCUGCCGGACCCUGUACCCCUUCUCCGGGGAGCGGCACGGCCAGGGGCUGCGCUUCGCCGCGGGUGAGCUGAUCACGCUGCUGCAGGUCCCGGACGGCGGCUGGUGGGAAGGCGAGAAAGAGGACGGGCUCCGUGGUUGGUUCCCGGCGAGCUACGUGCAGUUGCUGGAGAAGCCUGGAAUGGUCCCCCCUCCGCCAGGAGAAGAGAGCCAGACUGUCAUCCUUCCUCCUGGCUGGCAAAGCUACCUGUCACCACAGGGCCGGCGGUACUAUGUCAACACGACCACCAAUGAGACCACCUGGGAACGUCCCAGCAGUACUCCUGGGAUUCCGGCCAGCCCUGGCUCUCACAGGAGCUCUCUGCCUCCAACAGUGAAUGGAUACCACGCGUCAGGGACCCCAGCGCACCCUGCAGAGACUGCCCACAUGAGUGUCCGAAAAUCCACCGGUGAUUCCCAGAACCUGGGAUCCUCAUCACCAAGCAAAAGGCAGAGCAAGGAAAACACCAUCACAAUAAACUGUGUGACCUUCCCCCACCCGGACACAAUGCCAGAACAGCAGCUGCUGAAACCAACGGAAUGGAGCUACUGCGACUACUUCUGGGCUGAUAAGAAGGACCCCCAAGGCAAUGGCACUGUGGCUGGCUUUGAACUACUGCUCCAGAAACAGCUGAAGGGCAAACAGAUGCAGAAGGAGAUGUCAGAAUUCAUCCGGGAAAGGAUAAAGAUUGAAGAAGACUAUGCGAAGAACUUGGCAAAGCUCUCUCAGAACUCCUUGGCUUCACAGGAGGAAGGCUCCCUGGGAGAAGCAUGGGCCCAGGUGAAGAAGAGCCUUGCAGACGAAGCAGAAGUUCAUCUCAAGUUCUCUGCCAAGCUUCACAGCGAGGUGGAGAAGCCCCUGAUGAACUUCCGUGAGAACUUCAAGAAAGACAUGAAGAAGUGCGACCACCACAUUGCUGAUCUUCGCAAGCAGCUUGCCAGCCGCUAUGCCUCGGUGGAGAAGGCCCGGAAAGCCCUCACAGAGCGGCAGAGAGAUCUGGAGAUGAAGACACAGCAGCUGGAGAUCAAGCUGAGCAACAAGACAGAGGAGGAUAUCAAGAAGGCACGGAGGAAGUCCACACAGGCUGGAGAUGACCUCAUGCGCUGUGUGGACCUCUACAACCAGGCCCAGUCCAAGUGGUUUGAAGAGAUGGUGACCACCACACUGGAGCUAGAGCGGCUGGAGGUGGAGAGGGUGGAGAUGAUCCGGCAGCAUCUGUGCCAGUACACACAGCUGCGGCACGAGACAGACAUGUUCAACCAAAGCACAGUCGAGCCCGUGGAUCAGCUGCUUCGAAAAGUGGACCCGGCCAAAGACAGGGAGCUCUGGGUCAGAGAGCACAAGACGGGCAACAUCCGCCCUGUGGACAUGGAGAUCUAGACGGGCCUGUGCAGCUUUUGGGGGGCCUGCUGGGGAGAGGGGCUGGGCUCCCACCAUGGGGCCUGUGCUGAGUGGAUACCCCCCUCCCUCUCUCCUGGGCCACUGAGGAGAGGGGGGAGAGCUGGUGAUUACAGAUGGGUGACUCGGAUGGCCCAGCUGGGGGCUCUCCCAUAUUCCCAGGCCCAGAAGACAGACCCACAGCCCUGCCCUUGUCUCUGAGGCUGAAGGCCCCGACUCCUGUGCUGUGCUUGCCGCUCUGAAACAAACAGGCUGGAACUUUGUGGUCCCUGCUGAGCUUUGUAGGGGUCACCGCCAAAUGCUUGUGCCCUGGAAGCCCCAAGGCUCUUCCUUCAGCUGGCGCCCUUGUCUCCACGGUUUUGGAGAAUCAGGGGAGGGACGUCUCUGUCUCUAAGCCAGGUGUCAGGAUCAGAAUCGUGGAUAGCAGGUGCCAUUCAGCUCCCAGCCGCACCCAGAAUCCUUUGCAGCCCUCCUCCUUUAUUUUUUUUUCCCAUUGCAUUCUGGGAGCCCACAUCUGGCUUUCUCAGCCACCAUUCAUCAUCAGGGGCUUUAGGAGGAAGGCUCGGCUCCUGUCUUCCCAGACCCACCCUGCCUGGAGAGGUCAGGAUGGAACUACCUCAUUCGGCAAAUUAGCCCCAAAUCGAGCGCUGAAUCAUGUCUCCUAUGAGAUCAGGCGCCAUCUGUAAAGUCUUCUCUGGAAAUGCCAGUCCACCCUUCCCUCAGCUGCUUCCUUGGGGAAGCCCCUGCUCCCACCCUGUCACCCCUUCCCAGUCUCAUUAGAGGAAGUUUUCCAAAGUUCUCAGUUAUUAAGACCUCAUCCAGCUCGUCCAAAGGCUUCAGGGAUAGACAUGAACCAGCUCGUCUCAGAGGCCAGCAGGCUGGGACCUGUCCACCAUGGUGCCCUCUGCACCUUUGGGCUGCCGUGGCCCCCACCCUCCCAGGCUGCCCACCACAGGCUUGUAAUGGGGCUGGGUCAGUCCUACAUGGGAGAUGGGUCAGGCACGUCUCUGCCAUCCCCCAGAUGGCUGUGUCUUCUUGUGCGUGGCAGGGCUGAGACUGCUGUCCCUUGUAUGGUUUUCUCUCACUGGUGGGCACUGGAAAGGCAUCGCAGAUGCUCCUAUGGCCACACAAGGUUGCCACCUUCCAGGCAGUGUCCUGCCUCCUUGGCUUCUAGCUCCUUCUGCACAUUCCAGAGCCCUGCACCAAACCCUCCUUUCCCUCUCUCCAUCUUCCAUUCCCUGGAAGAGUCUGGUCCAAGUGUGACUUAGGAAGCUUUCAGUGCUGCCGUUGGGCCCAGCUCAUUAUAUGUCUCCCAUUCUCUGCCACAGCAAACACAUUCUCUACCACAUCAGUCUAGAGAGUCAGCCCGAGAGGCCGGGAGAAGCGCGAGUGAGGGCUGGAUUCUAGUCGGAAACCCACUCCCUGGAAAUCCAUCUUUUUUCAUCUUUCCCAUUGACCACUUUGGGUUUGACCUGCACAUCUGCAAUGAGGGCAGAAUUCAACAAGCACAAUACUGGUCUUUCAGACUCACGUGCUGGAAACUGAUGACUUAUUAAUCUCGAAUCUUUUGGACCCUCUAUCAUCGAAUGAGAAUUGCUUUCUUGUAGUUCACAUUAGAAAAAUGCCCAAUAUACUAAAGUAAACCAAACGUUGUCAUUUUUCUCUUGUUCUUGAAAUGCUGCAACCAAAAAGUCCAACUCAAAGGCCUUCACCAACAUGAAGACCGCUUGGUAGGACCUGACCAUGGCAUGGGGAACCACUCUGUCCAGAUCUGGGGUUGGGUCAUGACACCAGGUACCAAUUUUAGAAUAUUAUUUCUUGGUUUCUUUAUGAAAAAUGGGUGCUAGUGGUAAUUGCUUUGUGGCUUAGUAAACUACUUUGUGGAUGAUUUCCAACAUUCAAAACCAAUAGCCUUGCUAUUAACACAGAUAUUUUGAGUACGAUAUGGCUCAUUGACUUUUCCAUUUCCAUCUGAGGAUUCCAGAGUCCUCGGUUCCUCCCUGGGGUGGAGUGAGCUCUCUCGUGUCUUCCAGGGUAGCUCAAGUUGGCCCAGUUUGGGCCAGUCCAUUUUUGGAGGUCACUCUUUCCCCGUCAUCCCCUCAUCUUCUCUUUAACCCCUUUGCGUACUUCCUUCCUUCCUUCCCUCUGUUGUUCAUUCAUCAAGCAAGUUAAAGCCAUUGUGCUAAGUUCUAAUCUGAGGACACCAUAUGGCCCUGUCAUCAGGGAAGCCCAUGAUCUCUCGUUUUCAGGGUCCUUACAGGUCAGCAGCCUUGGCAUUCACAUACAGGUACUCUGCAGAAUUUAGGUUUUCAGAGGUAAGUCUGUUGUGCUGAUUAAUAUCCAUUCAUUUAUUCAGCGAAUGCUCAAGACAAGCCAGGCAUGCUGAGAAGUGAUGCUGUAGUUGCAUGAAGAGGGGCGCUUUUCCCCUCUCCUCUGUUCUCCAUGUGACGUAAUAAGAACACUGUACCCUCCCCACACUUAACCCUCUGGGAUUCUUUAUUAUGAUAUAAACUACGGCUGUGAGACAGUUACCUGUUGGAUGAAAGGUAGACAGAAACAAGAUCUUAAUCACCUGGUCCCCAGACCCUCACAGCUCAUAUCCAGCUUGAAUUUCAGAAAUGUCUUUGUUUGCUGUGAAUAACUCUUUACAAAUGGGUAAGGGAAGCCCAGGGAUAGCCAGUGAGGCUGUGAAAUGGCCAGUGAAUUGAGAGCAGGGCUGGAGUCGACAGUCCAGGCCCCCUACCCCUAUGAACAGGGGCCCCUUACUGGUUGGAGUCAAGAGAAGGAUGCAACUGAGAAGAUAAAGAGACUGCACGUUGGAGGGGCAGGCACGCUGUCUGGGUAGUAGUGGUGGUUUUGUUUAUGUCUUGGUGCUUAGGUGAGGACUUAGCGGGGUUUAUUCAAAGUAGGCAGGUCUGGGCUGUUCUUAAGAACAUCCAUAUUUCAUUUCUGAGAACAAGUCACCCCCUCUACCUGCCUCCACCCAGGAGACUGGUGCACAAGAUGUGUUUGUGAAAGCCUGAUUUAAAAUGAAGAGGAAGAAAAAAUCCUGAUGCCAAUUGUAUUCAAAGUGAGUUGGUUGCCAUGACAACCUCCAGGAAGGGCCACUUGUUACCCUCUCUUCUUUCUAGUGCUUUCCAUCAGUAGCAAUGCAUAGGCCACUUGAGCGAUGGGGAUGGCGGCCCUGAGGUUCUGUAACUGGGACCACCCUGGGCCUCCUAUCUACCUCCACUCAGCACCCUGUUGGCCAAGGAGAAUUUCUGCAGUGGGACAGUUGGUCAGGGUUGGUAAUCAGCCAGGCACACCGAAAGUGUACCGACGAAUUCACCCACCAGAAGUUUGUUUCUCUACCCUUUGUGAAAACCCAGCAAUUACUAGAUUAGUGGAUGGAUGCAUAAAAAUCUGGGCUGAGCCAAAGUCCCUUUUGGAAAUACAAGCCGUAAAAUUAAAAGGACAUCAGAGCCCUUGGCUUGUUUAGGUGAUUUUUACUUCCAGCUCCAGGCAGUCUUGGCAAGGAGCAUUUAAACAGACAGCUACAGACACGCUCAUUGUGUGGGGUGCAGAUCAGCUGCCCGCCCGCAUCGCCCGGACAUCAUCUCAUCCCCAUAAUCCUUCCCACCUCUAUGAGGCCCAUCGCCAUCAUCUUUUCCCAGGUUUAUUGAGGUAUGAUUGACAUCCAGUACGAUCCACCCUUUGGAAAUAGACAGUUCUGUGAAUUUUGACAAAUUUCGUGUCUUGUGACCACCAACAGCAACCUGUUUUUAUCACUCCAAAAAAUUCCCUCUUCCUACCCACUUUCCCUGGCAACCCUGUUGGGUGAUCUGAUCCUAUAAUUUUGCCUCUUCUAGAAUGUCAUAUAGGUGGAGUCACACCGAUGUAGCCUUUUGAGUCCACCAUCUUUCCCUCAGCUUCGCUUUUGAGUCUCUCAUGCUGUGUGUGUGCAGUUUGUUCCUUCUCGUUGCCGGGAAGUGUUUCAUUGCAUGAGUGCACUACUCUGCUGCUUUAGCUUUACACUGAGCCGUUUGCCCUGGAAGUUCCUGGCCCAGGGUCUUCAACUUGUUUGCACGACCACUUCCAGCUCGCUGCUUCCUUCGGCUCCCCCAGGCUCCUCCUCUGCAUGCCAGCUGUGCCCACAAACUGUUUUUAGGGCUCACGCUGCCUUUUUGGCUCAUGGUGGGUUUUUGAUAGAGCAGAAAGCAGCCAGGGAUGGGAGGGGAAGGGAUGGAUGGGCCCUCAGUUGCUGCUCACGUCUGCUGCAACCUGGAGUUAGCAUCUCGGCCAGUAGAUCCACUCCCUUCUGGGACCCACGCUUCAGUGUCACAUGGUCCUUGGCAUGUAUUGAGCGUUGUAGGCUUUGAAAGAUGAACAGAAGCAGCAUGGACGAGAAGGCUGGGGCUGGCCCUAGGGCUCAUCACGACGCUUUCCUAGAGCUGUUGCUUCCUCUGCAAGCUGAGGGUGUGUGUUCUAGAUGAGUGUCUCAGGCGACUGCAUGCACCUCCUCCCCUUUUCAUUUCCAAUGAUGUGCCCUGUGCCUGUAUGUGUUCAUGCUGUGUCUAGCUCUCAUCUGCACAGUCAUGCAUAGAAUUGCCUCAAGUCCUGGUGAGAGAGCGAGAGAUGUCUUGGCACUUUUCCAUUUAGACUCAAAUGGAGCUAAAAUUAAGAGUUUUAUGAGCUGUUAAGAAUGAGGUAGUUUCUCCUAGGACCCCCAAAGAAAGUACAAGUAAUGAUCGUUUGGGUCUCAUUCACCGGUCUUGGAUGGUACAUUCUGAAGUCUGCUCCCCAGAAGGCAGGACAGGCAUGAAGAUAGAGUCCUUGUCGCAGCUGGAGCAUUUCUCAGCUGGUGGUCACACAGCCUGGCCUGUGCCUGCACUCCACUGGGUGGUGGUUCAUGGUGACAGGGACAGGACCACAGCCAGCUAAGGCCAGGCCAGGCUGAAUGGGGCCCCCGAGGUAAACACUCCUCUAAGCUGUCUCUUGUUCAUGCCCCCUGCUCAGUGAAAGGUGUGCCCCAAGGCCAGCUGGGUACCUCUCUAUGCAAACCAGAGACAUUUCUGGAUCCAGGCCAGGUGAAGAUUGGGGCUGAGAAGCCUAAGCUACCAGGGCCUCAAGGAAGGGAGCCAAGGAUGCUGCUGGGACUCUGCUGGGUUGAAUUUUGCCGGGGAGGAUUCUUGUCUACCCCUCAGGAGUAUUUCUGUUGAGGCUUUCCUGGAGGUGAAGAACCAAUUCCUAUAAAAAGUUUUCAGGAAGUUAAAUCCCAUCUCUCUUAUUUUUUAUUGUUUCAGCAGGUUAGAGUGAGAAUCAGACAGAAAGCAAAAAUCAAUCUGCUUCUCCCAACUUUCUAAAUGCUGGGGUAUGGCUGUCAGGAGGCUCUGUUGGGAGGUGUCUGGGGGUGGGCUGGGGUUAGGGCGAUGCCCUUUGGAGAUUGCGUGUGGUGUUCAGGACUGUUUCUUGGGGUUUGAGGGAAACCUCUGGUGGGAUUGCAGUGGAAUGUAAAGAGGUCAGGGCACGUGGGUGCUCUCUUAGGGUGGGGUGACUCAGAGACCUACAGGGAAAGCCUGCUGUGCAGGGGAAGAGCAAGGACCCUGCUCUGCUGCCUCCUUUGUCUCAUAACCUGAAGUUAAAUCACAUCCCCUGUUGGGACCUCUGUGCACUCAUCUGUCAAGUGGGGACACUACCCUUCCAGCAUCACCUGCAGCAGAUGGGCUCUCGGGAGUCGUGGAUUCCAGGCAGCCGUAUGGACCUAGGGACAGACAUUCAAAGGGAUGUCAGCCAUCCUUGGUGACAGGGGUCCCAACUUAGCAUCCCUUCCCUUCCCUUAGGAAGGAGAUGACUGGAGGCAUCCCCUUCACAGACACAAGCACAUUGGCAAACCCUAUGAGAGUGGAAUUUUCUAACAAAAUAAACUUGCUUGUUUGAUCUGUUUUCUGUAACUUUUGCUAAAUACUUUAUACAUUUUUCAUGUUAAAGAGCCGCGUCUCCCGCCAGCACACCUCACCCUGGUAUGAAUGUCUUCCCUCCACAUUGUAUAUCCUUCCACCCUCUGGCUGCCUAGAUCAGUAAAUAAAAUUGAUGUAAUAUAAUUUAUAAGUAACACUGUUGAAACCCUGAUCCCCAUGGAGGCUGUAGCCUACCCUCCCCUGCCCCGCCCCAUUAUCGCAUUUGUGUGUAUUAAUGCUGAAGAAUUAAAUGUUUAAAGAGUUUAAAUUUCGAAGGCGUUUGCUAUAUAUAAUUGUCCUGCAUUAUUAUAAAGAGUUUUCAGGAAGUUAAA